Phytophthora infestans T30-4 is the source of this 1436-nucleotide messenger RNA. RefSeq lists its product as uncharacterized. The record is from RefSeq and is a predicted model, not a curated record. Bases 8 to 1411 code for a protein of 467 amino acids. Lineage: Eukaryota; Oomycota; Peronosporomycetes; Peronosporales; Peronosporaceae. The transcript has 2 exons.
GGGCAAGAUGCUGCAGACGGUGGCUGUUAGACGAACGCUGGCGACGGCAACUGUAGCCGUGACAUCAUUGCAGACAACGUGGAUGCUGGCGGUGGGGACCCCACUGGGGAGUACGGAUGAUGACAUCAAGGGGGACGUGGGCGUACAAGAACCAUUUGACGUUUUUGGUGCAGGUGGCGGCGCUACUACACCGACGUCUGCAGAUAUAUCUGACCGGCAGAAUAACCCCAAUAUCGUUCUGGUGACUGAGGUCCCCACGACGGCACCUAUUACCGCACAAGUGGCGACGAACGAAGAGGAAAUAAAAGUGAAUCCCCAAAAGGAAGUAAAGCCGACAUUGGACUUGGAUAAUGCGUCUGUCGAUGAAGAGAAAGAUGCAAUUGCUCCUGCGCAAACAACAGAGGCUUUGAACACAGAACCAUACACGACCGAGGCCCCGACAGAGCAGCUGCCACAGACAACGGGGCCUACAGCGAUAGUGGACACCACCUCGAAGCCAUCUUUGCGCACACAAGACCCAGCCAUGAUCUCAAACACUGUCACGAAUGACACCGCGGAAGCAAAGUCACCGGGGUACCUGAACCAGGGCAGCAACCCGUUAGUCAUCGUGGCGCUGGCCGGCUUCUGUUGCAUAUUCCUGCUGCUCUGGGGACGUAAGAGACGUUCCAGCGCACCAUCAAGCUCAGGUACGCCCGGGAAUGUUACUCCCAAGGGGCCCAAGGUUCAAUACACGCAAGUACCAGACGAGCAGCCAUUUAGUCACAGCCAAGAUGAUGAUGACGAAUACUGUGACGAUUAUGAGGAGGAUACUUUCGCAAAUGAUCGCGAAAACUGGGACGAUUGGGAAGGAAACCCCACGCAGAAUCAGGUGUCCCAGUUGAACCCGUUUAUUUCAACACCCAGUGCUCCACGUACGACGUCACCGCGUCAAAAUAACAGCAGCGCCAGCCCUUUCAAGCUCAUGCAGCCACUGCCUCCUCCUCCACCACAACAACAUGUUCAACUUCAGGAAAUUGCAAUUACUGGCAAAGGUGACUUGCUUCCUUCGAGUGUCGAAUCGAACAGCUCUAGUGACUCAUUCGAGGUCGUUACAGAUGAAGCACUCGCAAUGCUAACUAGCAACCACGGAGCUUCCGCAGAGACGGAGAAGGAAGGCGAGAGCGUUGACGACUUGUUCAGCCAAUUUGGCAUGGUGCCCACGUUCAAAAAGAGUGCAGUGGUUCCACCCCUGUCUACAGCUACAAGCGCGACUCCUAUUCCCCAGCCAGGAAUGGCGGCACCAUCUUCCUCAUCGUCGUCGUCACUGCCUACUGCUGCUGAGGCAUCGGCUUUGUUCGCUGCUGAGAUGGAUGAUGAACUCACCGCUGUGGACGAAUGGGGCGAAGAUGACGAGUGGGUGAAAGGUAUUUGAUCGCUGCACCAUCGAUAUCAAACGU